Sporisorium graminicola is the source of this 468-nucleotide messenger RNA. RefSeq lists its product as uncharacterized. Gene Ontology annotation, molecular function: structural constituent of ribosome. The coding region runs from base 1 to 468 and encodes 155 amino acids. Gene Ontology annotation, cellular component: mitochondrial large ribosomal subunit. The transcript is spliced from 2 exons. Lineage: Eukaryota; Fungi; Basidiomycota; Ustilaginomycetes; Ustilaginales; Ustilaginaceae. The record is from RefSeq and is a predicted model, not a curated record. Gene Ontology annotation, biological process: translation.
AUGUUCAAGCCAACACAGGUAGCCUGCUCCAAGGCGAGCCGUUUGCCGCUCAACUCGAAAAAGGCCAACCGCGAUUUCUUCAAAGGCACACGUACAGGUAACAUCAUGCGCCGUAAGCGCAUCGCUACUGCCGAUCCACGCGGGAACCAGCUGUACGAUACCAAUGGCAGAGAACGAUACUGGCACCUGAAGACCAAGCGCAUCGACGAAGCUAGGGUGCCCAACUACGUCGUUCCUCCCGGUCUGGCCGAGACAAAAUUGCGACCUUACGUAUUCGCAGGAGCAAGCGCCGACGGCGGAGUAUCGAGGAAGGGCAAGUUCGGUCUGCCGGAAUACCCAAGGAUGGACGCAAAUGGGUUCGAUGGCACCUAUUACAGAUCGGUCAUCGGAGACCUGCUGCAGAAGCGUAGGAUCAAGGAGCAGCAGGAUGAGGACAGGAGGACCGCCCAGGCUUCCUCUCGCAGCUGA